UGGCUCCGCCCCUCUGUCUGUCGCGCUGCAUUUCGGGCGAGAGGAAGCCGCGGAGCGCUCCGGUAGGGAGAGUGACGUGACGUCACAUCCGCCGUGUGUGGUGUUAUUAUUGUUCCUGUGAGCGGAGCGAGGCGGAGGAGAGGAGGACCGGAUCAAGAAUCUGGACUUCACUGGCUGCUUGCUUGUCCUGGGUUGUGCAAGCAAUGAACUUUUGUAACCUUCCCCCGCUGCUAAUCCCGAGGAACCGCAGAGGAAGCCAUGUUCAGCUUCAUGAGGGACACCGAGCCACAGGACCCCGCCAUGUUCCUAAUGGAUCCUUUCGCGUUGCAUCGCCAGCAUAUGAGACGCAUGUUUUCUGGAAAUUUUGGGAUGUCGCCGUUCCUGAGCCUGACGGACGGGAGUGUGCCUGGACUCGCUCGUUCUGCAGCCCCUCGUGACAUGCAGGCCGGUGCCUUAUCACCCUACGGUAUGAUGGGAAUGGGGGGCGGAUUCAUGGACAUGUUUGGAUUGAUGAACGAUCUUAUGGGAGGUAUGGAACAACUGUCCAGCGGGUCAAACUGUCAGACAUUCUCUUCUUCCACGGUCAUUUCCUACUCCAAUAUGUUGGGGAGCGGCACCCCUAAAGUAUAUCAGGAGACAUCACAGACGUGCACCGCUCCCGGCGGGAUUUGUGAGACGAGACGCACAAUGCGGGAUUCGGAUAGCGGAAUGGAACAGAUGAGCAUCGGUCACCAUAUUGGAGAGCGGGCGCACAUCAUGCAGCGCUCUCACAACCGUCGCACGGGAGACCGCGAGGAGAGGCAGGAGUAUAUAAACAUGGAUGAAAAUGAUGUUGGUGGUUUUAAUGAAGAAUGGCACAGGGGGACCUCCCGUUACCGGAGUCAGAGGGGCCUGCAGUAUAGAAGGAGAGCAGCCCCAGAGGAGAGACUCGCCAUCCAGGGACCUGAAGACAGCACAGCCCGCCCAUCCCGCCGAUACGACUGGUGAUAGCUGAUUUAAUGCACAAAAACGGGACAAUUUGAAAUCCCAACCGUUCCGAAUAUUCCCGAAGGGACCACUUCUUCCUCACGCCGCUCCAUCAUCUCCCUGACAACUCUCUUGUGCCCCUCCCCCUUCCUCGCUCCCCGUAUUUUUUCCUCCUAGGUUUUUCCACGUCUGCACUUUUUUAUUUUUAUUUGCCGAUUUACCUGAAAAGCAUUGGACAUCCCGG
Rana temporaria (common frog) is the source of this 1210-nucleotide messenger RNA. Its product is annotated as myeloid leukemia factor 2-like. The record is from RefSeq and is a predicted model, not a curated record. Gene Ontology annotation, biological process: regulation of DNA-templated transcription. Bases 259 to 987 code for a protein of 242 amino acids. NCBI's taxonomy places the organism in Eukaryota, Metazoa, Chordata, Amphibia, Anura, Ranidae. Gene Ontology annotation, cellular component: cytoplasm; nucleus. The transcript is spliced from 10 exons.